AUGAAGGAGGGCGACAGUGAUGUUGUGAUAUCCAGCACUGACACCUCCAGAUGGUCCUCCCCCUGCAGACUGCAAAGUGACUCCAAUAGAUCCAACUACACAUCUGACUUUGAAGACCAGGAUGACACGCUUACAGACAAGGCCCCAAAAGCCAAGACAACAGACAAGUGCCUGGGACCGGACACGUGCAGAAGAAAAAAAGGUAAAAAUACACAUGGCCCCAACAAGCAAAAGACAAACUACGCUGCAAACCGCAAUGUCCUGAAGUGGCCUCCAAUCAAGCCCAAGCCGGUGUCAAAGCCUGGCAUCCCGUCCGCCGAUUUGAACUCCAUCGGGGACCUCAAGAACCAGGUGUGGGAUCUAAAGCAGCAGCUGAGCGAAGCCAGGACGGAGAUCAAGCUGCUGAAGAGGCUGCAGCAUCGCCACACGGCGGCGCUGGAGCACUUCCAAGAGUCGAAGGGCAGCUUCUCCCAGAUCCUCACCAACCACAGCAACGAGGCCCGGGGCCUGCAGGGGACGCUCCGCGAAGUCCGCGCCUGUCGUGACAAUCUUGCAAGGCGGCUACAGAGCACAGAAGACCAGUUGCGGAGCACAAGGGGCAGUCUCCAGCACCUGCAGCAGCUCAAUCAGGAUCGCAGCCUGCUGGAGAGGGAGGAACUCGCCGUCCGGCUAACCCGGGCCUCUGCAGCGCUGGAGGACAAGGGCAAGCGGAUACUGGACUUGGAGAAGAAUCUUGAAUUGUGCCGAGCCUCUUUCAGUCGACAAAUAGCCACUGAGCAAAGAAAGAUCAGCGAGGCGAGAAAGAUAUCCUUCCAUCUGCAAACGCAAAUAUGUCAGUUAAACAACGAUGUUCAAGAUAGAGAGAGAGAACUGGAAACACACAACAUCUACUCCCACAGGUUCCUAAAAAGACCUUCUAAAAAAGAAAGAAAAAGCAAGAUGGUUCAAACAGAUGCAUUGGUCCUCUUCCCCACGGCAGUCGGGAGUCUUCCGAUCUUAGAAUAUAGGGAGACGGAGGAGAGGCUAGAGGAGCUGGGGAGGUCUGUGAACCAGCAUUGUCACAAUCCAGUGCGGAUGUCAUUGGCUGUAGAAAAUCCAAAGAAAGAGGUUUCUGAGAAAGUUUCAUUAGAAGUGGAUCACCCGGAGGAAACGGAGACAUGUGCAGACACCGGUGAUCAUAGUAAUUGUUUAGAAGAACAUCAAACAGAGGAAAGGUGUGCUGAAGUCAAAGAGGCCCCAGAGGCUCCCCCGGUGUGCAGGAAACAGAAAACAGAGGCACGCGAGAACCAGACGUCGCCGAUAUCGGAACAGUCUCAGAAUUUGACCCAACCCAAGAGAAAAGGGUACAAGCUCCCCAAAAUCAGACGCGACUACAGCUUCCCACAAUCUAUUGAGAACCUGCACAACGGAAUACCCGUCCACAGGGGAGUGGACUUAAGGUCCCUCUACAACCGCAAGGAGCCCAAUCAAAGUGGAGACCAGCAGCAGUGGGAUUGGUGAU
Messenger RNA from Pungitius pungitius (ninespine stickleback), 1501 nucleotides. RefSeq names its product lebercilin-like protein. The transcript has 8 exons. Gene Ontology annotation, cellular component: axoneme. The coding region runs from base 1 to 1500 and encodes 499 amino acids. Lineage: Eukaryota; Metazoa; Chordata; Actinopteri; Perciformes; Gasterosteidae. The record is from RefSeq and is a predicted model, not a curated record. Gene Ontology annotation, biological process: intraciliary transport.